CAAAAUUCUUGAACUGAUCAACUACGGAAGCUUCAAAAACUGAACAGUAGCAGCGCUGUAUAUUUUACUCUCAAAAAGGUAUGUGAAAGGGGUAAAAAUAUAGACUGCCAAUGGACAAAUCAUGGAUACCGUAAGAACACAUGCACAAGGGUGGAAGUGCAGAGAGCUAAAGUUUCAUUAAAAAGUGAGAAGGCAAGAAAGCAAGCAAGAGGCGCCCCAGUUUUCCAAAAGCGCCUCAGUUUUCCAAAACUAUCACAGCAUUAUUAAAGACAAGCCUCCACAAAGCAAAGCCAGGCAUACUAGAAUACACACAAGCACACCCCUUGAAGAACCACAUGCAGUCAUCAGAAUCAAAAGUAGUCCAAGGGGAGAAGAAAAGCAUGCUUGUACCAGACCACUCAGAGAAACACCACUCCAAUCAGUAGAACUGAGACAAGAGCCAAACUCAAGAACAAGACCCAGCAUCAAUCAUAGCCAUAUCAUAUAAACCAAGGCCAGGACACACAGCAAGAACAAGGAGCAGUAGGAACAGCAUCAAUCAAGAUGUACCCUUACCGGUUCAGCAAUGUGCUGAUCGGCUACCUCAACCUGGCAACGCUCCUCGCCUCGAUUCCGAUCAUCGGGGCAGGGCUCUGGCUGGCCAAGGGCUCGACGACAACAUGCUCGUCAAUACUGCAGACACCGCUCCUCAUCAUCGGCUUUGUCGUGCUCUUGAUCUCUCUUGCUGGUUUCGUGGGCGCUUGCUUCCAUGUCGCUUGGGCGUUGUGGCUCUACCUCCUCGCCAUUAUGCUGCUCAUAGCCAUGCUCCUUGGGCUCACCGUGUUCGGGUUCACCGUCACGGCAGGAGGCGGUGGUACACAGGUGCCUGGCAGACCUUACAGGGAGUACCACAUCUCAGACUACUCCUCAUGGCUCCAGAAGCACAUGCAGGACAUCAAGUACUGGCGGCCAGCUCUUGCCUGUGUAGUUGGGUCCAAGGCCUGCGCCAAGAUUGAAAACUGGACUCCCAUGGAUUACCUCCAGCAUGAUCUCACGCCAAUACAGUCUGGCUGCUGCAAACCACCGACAUCAUGCCAGUACAGCGGAGGCAUGCCUGUCGGAGCGCAGGACGAGGACUGCUACCGUUGGAACAAUGAUCUGAACAUCCUAUGCUACCAGUGCAACUCGUGCAAGGCCGGAGUAAUGGAGCAGGUCCGCCAGGACUGGCACAAGGUCUCCGUCCUCAACGUCAUCGUGCUUGUCACCCUCAUCUGCAUCUGUUCCUGUGGGUGCUGCGCCUUCAGAAAUGCUAGCCGCUCCGUGUCCGAGUACCCAUAUGGGGUAAACCGCAUGUCCAAGAUCCGCCCACGCUGGGACUACUACUGGUGGCGAUGGUGGCGUGAUAGGAGAGAGCAGCUCUACUAGGCUAGCUCUUGGUACUCAACACUUUUAUGAUAUUUUGCUCCUACAUCUUGUAUCAAAAAACUAAUAGUACUUGGGAGCUGGGUCAGACCCUGUGGUACUCUAUUUAUUUUCAUUUCUAUAGUUUCCUUGGUUUGAAUAAUUAAGCUUCUGUAGAUAUUUGAGUUGAGAGGAGAGUAGCAGAUAAAAAAGUAAAAGGGAUGUCUAGUUUUUCCAGUAUGGUAGCCAAUAUAUUUUGCAUCAUGUAGAAUUAUUCCAAAUGGUGUUAAAAAAAGAAGUGAUUCCAUGUAUAUGGGGGAAAACUGCACAACUAGCUAUGACUACAUAUCUACAGUUGGUGUGACUUCUAUUUUUAACAUGUUCUGGAUAUGGAUACCUUCUGCUAUGAUAACAAUGGAUUCAUACACUGAAGCUAAAUUGAAGACAGGCACUUCAGUAACCAUUGUUUUGAUGUAAUUAAAGCUUUCUUCACUGUGCAUCAUAAUUUUCUUUUCCAAGAUUUCGAUGCAUGAUGGUCUAUACAAAGUCUUCAUGCAGGAUGAAGAAGCAUGCAAACAAUGUAAUCAAAACUGUUGUGCAGUACCCAGCA
Messenger RNA from Phragmites australis (common reed), 1990 nucleotides. Its product is annotated as tetraspanin-6-like. NCBI's taxonomy places the organism in Eukaryota, Viridiplantae, Streptophyta, Magnoliopsida, Poales, Poaceae. Bases 544 to 1404 code for a protein of 286 amino acids. Gene Ontology annotation, cellular component: plasmodesma; plasma membrane. The transcript is spliced from 3 exons. The record is from RefSeq and is a predicted model, not a curated record. Gene Ontology annotation, biological process: auxin-activated signaling pathway.